Molecule: messenger RNA, 1986 nt
Organism: Orycteropus afer afer
Lineage: Eukaryota; Metazoa; Chordata; Mammalia; Tubulidentata; Orycteropodidae
Gene: CD180
Product: CD180 molecule
Biological process (GO): B cell proliferation involved in immune response; positive regulation of lipopolysaccharide-mediated signaling pathway; cellular response to lipopolysaccharide
Cellular component (GO): extracellular matrix
Molecular function (GO): protein binding
Source: RefSeq, a predicted model, not a curated record
AUGGCUCCCAACAUCAGCUUUUUGCUUUUGGUGGUACUGCUUUCUGUUGGUUGUACAGUCAUCACUUCUUUGGAUCAGAUGUGCACUGAGAAAGAAUCGAACAAAGCAUAUAACUGUGACUAUUUAGGUCUUAGAGAAAUUCCAGACACUCUACCAAACACAACAGAAGUUUUGGAGUUCAGCUUUAAUUUCUUGCCUACAAUUCAAAAUACAACCUUCAGCAGACUCAUUAAUCUUAUCUUUUUGGAUUUAACCAGGUGCCAGAUUAACUGGUUACAUGAAGAUAUUUUUCAAAGCCAUGAUCAACUAAGCACAAUUAUAUUGACUGGAAAUCCCCUGAUAUUCAUGGCAGAAACAUCACUUAAUGGGCCCAAAUCUCUGAAGCAUCUCUUCUUAAUCCAAACAGGAAUAUCUAAUCUUGAAUUUAUCCCAGUUCACAAUCUGGAAAACUUGGAAAGCUUGCAUCUUGGAAGUAAUCAUAUUACCUCCAUUAAGCUCCCAGCAAACUUCCCAACAAAGAAUCUGAAAGUCCUGGAUUUUCAAAAUAAUGCUAUACACUACCUCACUAGAAAAGACGUGGAAUCUCUGAAGCAAGCCACCAACCUAAGCCUUAAUCUCAAUGGCAAUGACAUUAAAAGUAUUGAGCCUGGGACUUUCCAUUCAAAAAUCUUCCAGAAUUUGAACUUUGGAGGGACUUUUGAUGUGUCUAUCAUUUUAAAAGGUCUGCAGAAUGCUACUGUUCAAUCUCUUUGGCUUGGGACAUUUGAGGACACUGAGGACCAAGACCUUAGUUCAGCCAUGCUUCAAGGACUUUGUGAAAUGUCUGUUAAGAGCAUCAACCUUCAGAAGCACCAUUUCUCUGACUUCUCGCCUGCCACCUUUCAGUGCUUCAACCAACUCCAGGAAUUGGAUCUGACGGCAACUCAUUUGGAUGGGUUACCCUCUGGAAUUGAGGGUUUGAACUCACUCAAGAAAUUAAUUCUCAAUGUAAAUAAUUUUGAUCAAUUGUGUCAAAUCAAUGCUGCCAAUUUUCCCUCACUUACACACCUCUACAUGAAAGGCAACACAAAAAAACUUGACCUUGGUUCUGGCUGUUUAGAAAGGCUACAAAAUCUUCUGAAGCUUGAUUUAAGCCACAGUGACAUUGAGGCUUCCGACUGCUGCAAUCUACAACUCAAAAGCCUGCUUCAAUUGCAAUACCUAAAUCUAAGCUACAAUGAGCCUCUUGGACUCCAGAGCCAGGCAUUUAAAGAAAGUCCUCAGCUUAAACUCCUGGAUUUGGCAUUUACCCACUUGCAAGUUAAUGUUCCACAAAGUCCUUUCCAAAACCUCCAUCACCUGCAGGUUCUCAAUCUCUCUUACUGCCUCCUUGAUACCAGCAAUCAGCGUCUUCUAGCAGGCCUGCCGGAACUCAGGCAUCUGAAUUUACAGGGAAAUCACUUUCAAGAUGGUAGCAUCCCAAAGACCAACCUACUUCAGACAGUGUACAGUCUGGAGAUUCUAAUUUUAGCCUUCUGUGACCUCCUCUCCAUAGACCAGGGAGCAUUUCACGGCCUUGAAAAAAUGCAUCAUGUAGACUUAAGCCACAACAAUUUGACAGGCAAUAGCAUUGGUGCUCUUAGCCAUCUUAAGGGGAUCUAUCUCAAUUUGGCGGCCAAUAGCAUUAACAUCAUUCCACUCCGUCUCCUCCCCAUCUUGUCCCAGCAGAGUACCAUUAAUUUAAGUCACAAUCCCCUGGACUGCACUUGCACUAACAUUCAUUUCAUAACAUGGUUCAAAGACAACCUGAAAAAACUUGAGGGUUUAGAGGAGACCAUGUGUGCAAACCCCCCACAUUUAAGGGGAGUUAAGCUGUCUGAUGUCAAGCUGUCCUGUGGGAUGACAGCUGUGGGCAUUUUCUUUCUCACAGUAUUUUUAUUCUUGUUCACCAUUCUGCUUAUUUUUUCAUUUAAGUUCCUUCUUAGAUGGAAAUACCAACACAUUUAG